AUGGCUGAGCUUACUGAGCCAGAAGGACGGGUAGAUUGGAAGGAACGAUGCGUAGCUCUGGAAUCUCAGCUCAUGAAAUUUAGAGUUCAAGCAAGCAAGAUAAGAGAGCUCUUAGCAGAGAAGAUGCAGCAGCUUGAGAGACAAGUUAUUGAUGCUGAACGUCAGGCAGAAAAAGCUUUUCAACAGGUACAAGUUAUGGAAGAGAAAUUAAAAGCAGCUAACAUUCAAACCAGUGAAUCAGAAAUGAGGUUAUAUAAAAAAUGUCAAGAUCUGGAGUCUCUCAUACAGGAAAAAGAUGACAUCAUUCAGAGGUUGGAACUGCAACUUCAAGAGCAGAAACAAAUAAGAAUACAGGAAGCUAAAAUAAUAGAAGAGAAAGCAGCUAAGAUCAAAGAAUGGAUAACUAUAAAAUUGAAUGAGCUAGAAUUGGAAAAUCAGAGUCUUCGUUUGAUCAACCAAAAGCAAACUGAAGAGAUAAGAACAAUACAGUCAAAAUUACAAGAAGUUCAAGGGAAGAAGUUGUCUGCUGUUUCUACACCAAAGCUUUCAGAAGGGCAGCGCCUGAGCAGUUUGACAUUUGGGUGCUUUUCAUCUCGAGCAAGAAGUCCUUCUCAAAUCAUAAAAUAUGAGGAAAUAAGCAAAUUAUCACCUAAAGAACCUGAAUUCACCAAAGGAAAAGACAUAGAAGAAGUGGAAGUUCCAGACAAGAGUGCUGCUGAUAACCAAGUUCAAGAAAGUGACAGAGGCCCAAGAAUAUUGCAUCAGGCCCCUUGCAGCUCAGAACAAAAUCAGAAAACAAGAACCAGCUGUGCAACAGAUAGUGGCACAACCCAGAAUUCUGGGGCUCCCGUGAGUGACUGGAGUUCUGAUGAGGAAGAUGGGAGCAAAGAAAGACCUAAGUCCAGGUGCACAUCCACGCUCUCCAGCCACACAUCAGAGGAAGGUGUGCAGUGUGGCAGGCUGGGGAGCGAAGCGUAUCUGACAGCAUCUGAUGAUAGCAGCUCUAUAUUUGAGGAAGAAACUUCUGGCAUAAAGAGGUCAGAACACAAGAAGCUGUAUUGUUGGCAACAGGAGGCCCAAUGGAAAGCUCAGAAUAGUCUUCUUGGAAAGGGAAGUUCUGAAUCAAAUAAGGAGCAUGACAGUUCCUCAGACGAACUGAAUAAAAGAUUCCAGUCCCAGAGACUGGAUUAUUCAUCCUCAUCAAGUGAGGCCAACACCCCAAGCCCUAUUUUGACUCCUGCGUUAGCUCCAAAGCACCCUAACUUGCUCCCUGGAAAAGCAACAUCAUUGGUGCCUCCAUCACACCUGCCACCCCCAAAGUUAAGGAUUCCUAAUGUUUUCAGUAUAAGUGUAGCACUUGCCAAAAGGCACUUAAGCCAGCCACAGUUAAGUUCUGACAGGAUGUUUGGUACGAACAGAAAUGCUAUAAGCAUGAUACGACCAUUGAGACCUCAGGAAACAGAUCUAGAUCUAGUUGAUGGUGACAGUGAAAUUUUAGAGAAUAUGGACACAAGUUGUGAUGAUGGAUUAUUUUCCUAUGACUCCCUGGAAUCUCCAUAUUCAGAUGACCAGGAAACCUGUGACUCAGCAGAGAAGGCAGCAAGCAGCAAACCCCCCACUCCUCCCCUGCACCGGUUUCCAUCUUGGGAAGGCAGAAUUUAUGCUGUAGCCAAAUCAGGCAUUCGAAUGUCUGAGGCCUUCAAUAUGGAGAAUGUUAACAAAAAUUCUGCUACCAUGCUUUCCUAUACCACAUCCGGACUUUAUACAUCUCUGAUAUACAAGAAUUUGACCACCCCAGUGUACACAACGUUAAAAGGGAAAGCGACCCAAAUAAGUAGCAGCCCUUUCCAGGACGACUCCUCCGGCUCAGAAGAUGAGGACAGUUCCAGGUGCAGCUCACGGACGUCGGAGUCAGACCCGCGCAGCCGCAGUGGGCCUGGCAGCCCCAGGGCCCUGAAGCGAGGUGUGUCUUUGACCUCUGUGGCCUCUGAGAGUGACUAUGCUAUACCCCCUGAUGCCUACUGCACAGACACAGAGUGUUCGCAGCCUGAGCAGAAGCUCCCCAAAACCUGCUCCUCAACCAGCGAUAAUGGAAAAAAUGAACCACUGGAAAAAUCUGGCUAUCUACUAAAAAUGAGUGGUAAAGUCAAGACUUGGAAACGGAGGUGGUUUGUUCUUAAAGGAGGUGAAUUACUUUACUACAAAUCUCCGAGUGAUGUAAUUAGAAAGCCCCAAGGCCAUAUUGAACUUAGUGCAUCCUGCAGUAUUUUAAGAGGAGUUAACAAACAAACAGUUCAGCUGACUACUGAAAAACACACAUACUAUCUGACUGCAGAUUCUCCCAAUAUAUUGGAAGAAUGGAUUAAAGUGUUGCAGAAUGUUCUUCGUGUACAAGCUGCUAACCCACUUUUCCUGCAGCCUGAGGGCAAACCAACAGUGAAGGGAUUGCUCACUAAGGUGAAACAUGGGUACUCCAAGAGAGUCUGGUGUGCACUCAUAGGAAAGACGUUGUAUUAUUUUCGUAGUCAAGAAGAUAAGUUUCCCUUAGGUCAGAUCAAACUGUGGGAAGCUAAAGUUGAAGAGGUGGACAGGUCCUGUGAUUCAGAUGAAGAUUAUGAAGCCAGUGGACGCAGUCUGUUAUCCACUCAUUACACUAUCGUUGUUCACCCCAAAGACCAAGGUCCGACUUACCUGCUAAUUGGAUCCAAGCAUGAAAAGGACACUUGGCUUUAUCACCUGACUGUUGCAGCCGGAAGUAACAACAUAAAUGUUGGAUCAGAAUUUGAACAACUCGUGUGUAAAUUACUAAAUAUAGAAGGGGAAACGUCCUCCCAGAUAUGGAGACACCCCACUUUGUGUCACAGCAAAGAAGGAAUCCUUUCCCCUCUGACAACACUGCCUUCUGAAGCUCUGCAGACAGAGGCUAUAAAGUUAUUUAAGACCUGCCAGCUUUUUAUAAACGCUGCAGUUGAUUCCCCUGCAAUCGAUUACCACAUAUCUCUAGCCCAGAGCGCUUUGCAGAUCUGUCUGACACAUCCUGAGCUACAGAAUGAAAUUUGCUGUCAGCUUAUUAAACAGACAAGACGAAGACAGCCACAGAAUCAACCAGGACCAUUGCAGGGCUGGCAGCUCUUGGCGCUCUGUGUUGGGCUCUUCCUUCCCCAUCAUCCUUUCCUGUGGCUCCUCAGGCUCCAUCUAAAGAGGAAUGCAGAUUCCAGGACAGAAUUUGGAAAAUAUGCCAUUUACUGCCAGCGAUGUGUAGAAAGAACACAACAGAACGGAGAUCGAGUAGCAAGGCCCUCAAGAAUGGAAAUUCUUUCCACCCUUCUUCGAAACCCUUAUCAUCAUUCUCUGCCCUUCAGUAUACCAGUGCACUUCAUGAAUGGGCUCUACCAGGUUGUUGGGUUUGAUGCGUCCACUACAGUGGAAGAGUUUCUGAAUACUCUGAACCAGGACACAGGAAUGAGAAAACCAGCACUGUCUGGAUUCGCACUGUUUACUGAUGACCCUUCUGGCAGAGACCUAGAGCACUGUCUUCAAGGGAACAUCAAGAUUUGUGACAUUAUUUCCAAAUGGGAACAGGCAUCCAAAGAACAGCAGCCUGGGAAAUGUGAAGGUACAAGAACUGUUCGUCUGACUUAUAAAAACAGACUGUAUUUCUCAAUGCAAACUUAUGGAGAGACUGAUAGAGAAAAGUUGCUGUUAAUGUAUCAGACAAAUGAGCAAAUAAUAAAUGGCCUUUUUCCUCUGAACAAGGACCUGGCAUUAGAAAUGGCAGCUCUCUUAGCUCAGGUGGAGAUUGGAGAUUUUGAAAGACCUUUCUCAUCUCCAGCAGGGCAUGUUACCAACCAGUGCAAAGCAAAUCAAACUCUAAAACAAGUCAUAGAAAAAUUUUAUCCUAAAAGGUAUAGAGACAGUUGUACUGAGGAACAGUUAAGGCAGCUUUACCAGCGACUGUCAACCAGAUGGAUGGCCCUCCGGGGACGCAGUGCUGCUGACUGUGUGCGCAUUUAUUUGACAGUAGCCCGGAAAUGGCCAUUCUUUGGUGCCAAGCUGUUUUUUGCAAAACCCAUAACUCCAUCAUCUCUUGGAAAUACUGUCAUGUGGCUGGCUAUCAAUGAGAAUGGUUUAAGCUUCUUAGAAUUCAACUCCAUGAGGUUAUUAGUCAGCUAUGCAUACAAAAGUCUAAUGACCUUUGGAGGUUAUCAAGAUGAUUUUAUGGUAGUCAUUAACAAUUCACAUUCAAAAGACAAACCAACAGAGAAAUUACUUUUUGCCAUGGCAAAACCCAAGAUUCUUGAAAUCACUCUUUUGAUUGCCAGUUACAUCAACAACUUUCAACAACAAAAGGCAGCGUUUCACCACCUCUCUGCUCCAGCACUGCUUUCCAUCAAGGCCCAGGGACCCCAAGCCAGGGUAACUGGAAGCCAGCCCCUGCUGUUAAGCAGCAGACCCACCAAAGGCCCCACCUUACUCUGAAAGCCCAGGAGCCUGGACAUCACUCUCUGUCCCCUGUAGUGGCUGCAUCAGCUGUGGCACGAUGGUUGACAGUCACACAGCACCACAUGCCAGUGUUCUAGACUUUAGCAAUUACCGGGGUUGCUACCUCUUAUGUGAUUCUUAAAUAGUCAAGCGACAGUAGAACAAACACAAAGUUUGCCAACGUCCUCAUUUUCUCUUAGAUUAAAUAGGUUAAAAUUUGUCAUUUUCCCCAUCUCCCUUCUCUCUAGCCAUCAGAAACAUCAGUGAAAGAUGGCUUUUUUUCUUUUAAAUAUUCUGACAAUCUUAAGAAAAGGAGAUUCCAAGCACUUAUUUGUUAACCAGUUGGUUAUUUGGAAAAGCUCACUGCCAAAAAUAUAAGUACUGUAAUUAAAUGUACUUUUAAUUAAUGAGAGUGUUUGGGAAAGAGUGGGAUGGAUACACAGUGAGAGAAACCGCUGUGCAGUGGUGUGUUGGGGAAAAUUUUUAGAGCAAGAGCUCUAUGAAUCAUUAUGUAAGAAAACAGGAGUUUAGCAACCACAGCCUCCUCUGUGGUGUUAGAAAGUAUACCUGCUACCUUUGCAGAUCACUGGGGUGGAAAGUUUAAAACGAGACAGUGACUCCUGACACUCCUCCUGUAACAAAUUCACUGGAAUAUUGCCCAGUUUUCAUUGUGUUGGAUGCUAGGUCGUCUUGACCUUGUUUUGUUAAAUAACAAUGUCUUUGAAAACAAAGAUGGUCCUUUAUAGUGUUGCCCCUCAAACAGUUCUUUCUUUAGCUUGAAAAUAAAUGCCCCCCAAAAAAAUGUUUCAAAAGAAAAUAAUUCUUCUGUCAAAGGAGGUAAAAUUUUAAUUGGAAGAGUAUUUAAAUGUAUUACUACACCCAGUCAUAUAAAUGGCCAGUGCACCCCAGUAUGUGUCAAAACAGUACCAUUAGUAUUCAUGAUAAAAAUUGAAACUGUGAUAAAAUAUGAAAAUUCUAUAAUAGAAAUGUUUAACUGUAAUAGUAAUCAUGAGUAUGAUUAACUUUAUUUAUGUGUAGAAUGUUUGUAUUUAUUUUUUGGACAUAUUUAUCACUUUUUGUGUCAUAUUUUUUAAACAGUUAAAAAAACGUUAGCUGCUGAAUUAAUUUUUUGGCAGGGCCUCCAUAUUUUCCUCUUUGCUGCUUUCUCCCUAUGGCAAUGUACUGUUUUCACAGCCUUUCAAAAUGUUCUAUCCUAGAACAAAGACAAGAGCCAAGAAAUAUGGUGUUCAAGUAAUAUCGUGCCUUAUAAUUAAUCAAAAAAGGUUUUUAAGGGCCAGGGAUUUAGCUCAGUGGUUUUGGCACCUGCCUUGCAAACACAAGAUUCCAAGUUCGAUCCCUGGUACCAGAAAAAUAAAUUGUUUUUUAAAGACCCAUAGAAAUAAAUUUCCAUUAACUGUUUCCCACUGCAUCUUUUGAGCCACAACCACUCAUGAGUAAGUAAGUUAGUUCUUUAGAAUAAGCUGAUUACCAAUUUGGGAUGAUUCUCCAGAGUCUUUUGGCUGGGAUACAGUAGUGUUUCUGGGCUCCCAGAAAACCAUUUACUGAUCAAUAGCUGGUGAGCCAGAGGCUUUGGCAGAUUACUUAUGUUCAGAACUUUGUCCUCAGGUGGUAAGCUCCCAUCUGCCAUCUGGUAAGUUCCCACCCACCCCAAGUCUUCUAAUUUAAGAAUGAGCAGUGAAGGCUUAAGUUAAACUGCAGUAUCUUAGACUUGACAUUUAUUUUUGAUAGAGCAGAGAUAAAAUAUUUUGAUGGAAACAAAUCAAUUUUCUGUAUCUAAUGAUGUGAAAAUUUUAUUUUCUGGGAAAUUACUUAUAUAGGCA
Messenger RNA from Fukomys damarensis (Damara mole-rat), 6323 nucleotides. It is a transcript of the gene Plekhh2, whose product is annotated as pleckstrin homology, MyTH4 and FERM domain containing H2. Gene Ontology annotation, cellular component: cytoskeleton; cytoplasm. Gene Ontology annotation, molecular function: actin binding. NCBI's taxonomy places the organism in Eukaryota, Metazoa, Chordata, Mammalia, Rodentia, Bathyergidae. Bases 1 to 4479 code for a protein of 1492 amino acids. Gene Ontology annotation, biological process: negative regulation of actin filament depolymerization. The record is from RefSeq and is a predicted model, not a curated record. The transcript has 29 exons.